UUUUUAAACAAAAAUGAAUAAAACAUGAAAAUCUCUGUCGGCCAGUCGCGGUUUUCAUCACAUAAGUAAACGCGUCAAUCCGGUUAUGGAAAAUUCCUCGUGAUAUAUAUUAAUUACAUUAAAAUCUGCAUAAAAAUUAACAAAAAUGAGUUCAACAUCAGCAAACCGUAUCUCGAAAGUUAACUCGAAAGGUUCUUCGGUGUCAGAACGGGCGGAAAAUGUCGAUGAGGAUACUUCCACUACCGCGGAUUUUAUUUACGGUGGACCGUUCAUAAAGGUGGAUAAAGAAGCAAAGUUCCUGAACACUGUAACUCCUUUUAAUAUGCAACUUCAAGGCACGUUUAAAAAGAGCUUCGCGUACUACUCGUUAAAAGAACGUCUACCAAUUAUUUUAACUAAAGUCAUCGAUUACUUAUCACGGGAGAGUUCGAAGAUCAAGUCGUUACACAAAGCGUCGGACGAGGAUAUCCGUGGUUUAAUUCAGUACAUAACUAAACUGAAAAACGAUUUGGUAACAAACAAAAAGUAUGACCAAUUAACAGUAGAUACCCCUGAAGCUAAGCGAUGGAACCAAUGGAUUUACAAUGCUGAAAGUCCAUACUAUUUUACAAAUAUAUGGGUAUUCUCAGAGUGCUACGUGUAUAGAAGGCUUAGGGAAGGCUGCGAGUUGAGCAAAGGCCUCAGUGACUUUGAUCCGUUCGAUGAACAAAAAGACAAAUCAUUCACAAACAGUCUAGAGCCGAUGUGCUUAGUCGCCGAUAAAUUGGUCAAUAUGUUACCUGCAAGCGAUAAGGACAAGAGGAAACAAGACUUCAUUACCUUGCUUAAGUUGUGCCUAUGGUCGAAUAAAUGUGACCUGUCGCUGUCUAUGGGCGAAGAAGUGACGUUAAAUUCCGAAGGAGGCGGAGCUUCACAGACGCGCUUUAUCAUGGACCCUUUGGAGAUGAUUGUAAACCUUAAGGAUAAGGUGCUCGUGGAUGACUCGUCGAAAAUCUGUGACGCAGUUUGUACUAGAGCGGAAAACUUGAGCAAAACCAUCGAAGCGUCUCCAGAAGUGCAAGAAAACCGUACGGAAGAUCAGGAAACCGAUCCACCGCAGAUACCGUGCCCUGCUAAAAUGACGUCACCACAAACUGUCACAUUUGAUAUCAUAUGCGACAACUCCGGCUACGAAUUGUUCACGGACCUUUGCCUGGCACACUUCCUCGUAUCCCAGGGCAUUGUCAAAAAGGUGAGAUUUCACGUGAAGAGGAUACCGUGGUUCGUAUCAGAUGUGACGCCGAGGGAUUUUAGAUAUGUUAUAAGCUCGUGCGCAAACGCCAAGUUCAAUAGAGAGAUACCCCCGGAGCCUAAACCAGCGGCGGCCGAGGGCGAAGCGUCAGCCGAUGACGAGCCCCCUAGAGUAAUAAAUGCCGAGAAUUUGAGACAACUGGGAGUAGCGUGGGAGAAAUUCGUUGAAGAUGGCGUAUUCGUUGUCAUGUGCGACGAUUUCUGGACUUCCCCGCACGUGUACAGGGACAUGAGGAAGUACGACCCCAGCUUGUACAGGAAACUGCAGUUUGCUGUCGCCCUGCUGUUCAAGGGCGAUCUCAACUAUAGGAAGCUUCUCUGCGAGAAGAACUGCGUGCCCACUGUUGGGUUCGAGACGGCAUUGCAGGGUUUCAUGCCAGCGCCGAUUGUAGCUCUGCGUACGGUGAAAGCGGAUCUAAUAUGCGGCCUGCCUCCUGGCAUGUGGGAGAAGUUUAACCAGAUCGACGAGAAAUGGAUGGAGACAGGGAAUUAUGGGGUGAUCCAGUUCUGCGACAAGGUGGUACCGUUACCAGAAUCGUAUAGCCCCAGCGGAGAAUGGGAAGAUACUUGCUUAUAAUGAACAAGAUUAGAAGAUUCGGUGUGGGCAAAAUUAUAGGAAACAAUUUAAUAAUUCCAUGAAUUUUAUAGUUAUAAAAACCUAACAAGCUUUACCUGGCUGCGCUUUGCUAAGGUCCAUUCUGAUAUUCAUUCCCGUUCACGUGGGAACUUUUAAGAUAAAAAGUAUCAGAGAACUCUAUUAUUUAACAAUGCAUCUUUGUGUAAACAUUUCCAAUCGUUCCAUCGAUCACUUUUCAAGUUUUGCGAACACUAACAUAAAGAAAUUAAAUUUUUAUCCAUAUACAUAUAUUAUACUAGAACAAUUAUUAUUAUACUGUAAGAACAAUUUCCUUUAAUAUCAUAAGUGGGUUGUAAAGCACAAUUUAAAAUAUCACUUUAUAUUUGUACUUGUUGAAAUAAAAAU
Molecule: messenger RNA, 2272 nt
Organism: Pararge aegeria (speckled wood butterfly)
Lineage: Eukaryota; Metazoa; Arthropoda; Insecta; Lepidoptera; Nymphalidae
Product: damage-control phosphatase ARMT1-like
Exons: 15
Coding region: 146-1867 (573 amino acids)
Biological process (GO): DNA damage response
Cellular component (GO): cytoplasm; nucleus
Molecular function (GO): phosphatase activity
Source: RefSeq, a predicted model, not a curated record